Talaromyces stipitatus ATCC 10500 is the source of this 1065-nucleotide messenger RNA. RefSeq lists its product as uncharacterized. Lineage: Eukaryota; Fungi; Ascomycota; Eurotiomycetes; Eurotiales; Trichocomaceae. The transcript has 5 exons. Bases 1 to 1065 code for a protein of 354 amino acids. The record is from RefSeq and is a predicted model, not a curated record.
AUGGUUCUCGUAACUGGUGCCGGUAAAGCUUUUCUAGCAUCCAAGGUUGUUCAUAUCACCCGGGCUCAAUUCGACAAUGCUUCCAAUCAAGGUUUUGCAUUCUUUUACCGCAUUAAAUAUGAAACAGAGCGUCAGAAGCCACUUUCGGUCCUGGGAAGCUAUUCUGAGAAGCCCGUCAAGUUUUUCCUUUCUAGGCGACGUGACGGAGACAUUCAGACUGCAUUUCAGAAUUUACCCAACGUCGAAAUCCAAGCAAAACAUAACGAAAGGGAUAUCCAUGCAUUUAUCAGCAAGGAGAUUAUCAAGCAUGAGAACUGGGGAGAGAUGCCUAACUCAUUGCAAGAAGAGAUUAAACAGGCUCUUUCCCGCAGCAGCGACGGAAUAUUCCAAUGGGCGAAUCUGCAGGUAAAACAGCUCCUUGAACUCACCGCCAUGGACGCCAUUAGAGACAGGCUUGGAAAACUCCCAAAGAAUCUGAGAGUCACCUACAAUGAGAUCUACGGCAAGAUACGAAAUGGACACCCACAUGACAAGGAGUUGGCGGCUCGAGCAUUCGAGUGGAGAAAAGUGUGGAAGUUUUCCCAUCUUUCGUUAGUUGAACAUCUUGAGGAGAAACAUUUCAGUCUCAAACAAGCUCAUCCCUAUGCCGCUGAAGUUUGCCUUCAAUACCUAAUUGAGACAUACAAGGAAGAUGUCAGCCACAUCCCUCAACAAUCAGAUGAGGAGUCAGAUGGAGAGUCAGAUAAACGGAGUAAUCAGUCUACCACGACGUUGAGUUUCCCCCAUCGGUUAGAGAACUACUCCAGUGGAUGCUGGGUAUAUCCCGCCUAUACGCAAAUCAAAUCGAAAGGAGAUCAUGAAUUGUCCCACUUGCUGAAGACGUUCCUUGGCUCUCCAAAGGAGAGAAGUGUGCAGUAUCGAAGCUGGCAUACUGACUCGCCUGGUUAUGUGGAUAUAUGGAUAAACGGAUUCGGCUUGGACGCUGCCUUUAAACCAGGGAUUUAUCCAGCCAAAUUUCAUGUCUUAACGAUGUGCCGUUUUUCAUCAUAUGCCCUGGUGGAAUGA